CUCGGAUCACACUGCCCUCCAUCAGCCUCUCUCCUCCCGGGCCGGCGGAACCAGCGGCCGGGCCGGAGCGAUGGAGGCGAAGCAGCGGCGCGUCCUGCGGAGGCUGCGGCUGGAGCUGGCCGAGCAGCUGCGGGUGGAGCAGCCGGUGCAGUACCUGUACCAGGAGCGGGUGGUCAGUCAGAGCUUCCUGGAGGAGCUGGAGGCCGAGCCGGUGGGCGCCCGCAGGACCCUGAAGCUGCUCGACUACCUGCCGGGCCGCGGGCCUCGGGCUUUCGCCGCCUUCGCCGAGUCUCUGAGGGACGAGUUUCCGUGGCUGUGCCGCCGGCUGGAGGAGGAGGAGAGGGCGGAGGAAGAGCCCGAACCGCCGGCAGAUGAUUUACAGUCAACCAUUUCUGAACACAUCUUGAACGGUGUGCCCACUGACAAGCAAUUAAAUCAGCUUUCCGGCCAACUGGGAGCAGAAUGGGAGAGAGUUGUGGUGGAUCUCGGACUGAAGAGUUCAGACAUCUAUAGAUGUAAAAUGAACCACCAAUACAAUGUGCAGGCACAGAUCCUGGCAGCAUUUGUCCUGUGGAAACAGCGAUUAGGAAAACGUGCCACUGUGCGGAACCUGUGCAACAGUCUUAUUUCAGCAGAAGUUGACCCCACAGUGAUAAGCAAUGCAUUUCAGUAAAAAAAAAUUGGGCUGGGUUUGGCCUACUUCCCAGGCUCACCAUCUACAGUGAGAAACGAACUGCUGUAGGAACUCAGUGGGUCAGGCAGCAUCUGUGGAGGAAAAUGGACAGUUGACAUUUUAGGUCAAGACCCUUCAUCCACAUGAAGGGUCUUGACCUGAAACAUUGUCCGUUUUCCUCCACAGAUGCUGCCUGACCCGCUGAGUUCCUCCAGCAGUUUGUUCUUUGCUCCAGAUUCCAGCAUCUGCAGUACUCACCUUCCUGCACUUACCUGGGCUAGAAGUGAAGAGCUAGUCAAGCUGACCACAUGUGUUUGGGAGAUAUUUGAUAAGGUGCAGCAAGAUGGCUGCAAAUAGGUCUUGGCCAGUGCAGUCCUUUGGCCUCAUCUCUGAUAUUCAGAGACUUUUGAAAGUGUAAGGUUAUAAUAUAAAGAUGUUUUUAAAUAUUAGAAUGAGGAAGGUGAAUUCCUCAGUGUAAUGCUAGGCUUUCUCAAGCUCUGCCUUUUGGACUCGCAUUGAGUUUACACAAGUCCAUGUAGUAUUUACCCAGGAGUGGCAAAAUGCCAGUGGUUCCAUUUGGAAUCAUUGGGCAUAGCCAGCCUCCAUGGCCCAUUGAUCUUCAAUGUCACCAAAUCCUCGUCACCUUGCACAACCUGUAUGCUGUGUGAAAUAUUUAAGGACCAAAAGACAAUGUCCUUUUUGUCUUUGUGCAGUACAGUGCAAGUCUAUGACCUGUCAAAAGAAACUGGAAAGGGUGUUAUUUUGAGAAAGAAAUGUUACAGGAUAUAGGCGGAGUCUUUAUAUGGUAUAUUUUAAUGCUGUUUU
Molecule: messenger RNA, 1498 nt
Organism: Pristis pectinata (smalltooth sawfish)
Lineage: Eukaryota; Metazoa; Chordata; Chondrichthyes; Rhinopristiformes; Pristidae
Gene: cradd
Product: CASP2 and RIPK1 domain containing adaptor with death domain
Exons: 2
Coding region: 71-673 (200 amino acids)
Biological process (GO): signal transduction; regulation of apoptotic process
Cellular component (GO): CBM complex
Molecular function (GO): death domain binding; protease binding
Source: RefSeq, a predicted model, not a curated record